Molecule: messenger RNA, 2205 nt
Organism: Pochonia chlamydosporia 170
Lineage: Eukaryota; Fungi; Ascomycota; Sordariomycetes; Hypocreales; Clavicipitaceae
Product: fungal specific transcription factor domain-containing protein
Exons: 6
Coding region: 1-2205 (734 amino acids)
Biological process (GO): DNA-templated transcription; positive regulation of transcription from RNA polymerase II promoter by galactose
Cellular component (GO): nucleus
Molecular function (GO): RNA polymerase II cis-regulatory region sequence-specific DNA binding; DNA-binding transcription factor activity, RNA polymerase II-specific; zinc ion binding
Source: RefSeq, a predicted model, not a curated record
AUGCCUGAUAACCCCGUGCGGACCAAACGCCGAAAGAUUGCACUAGCCUGUGAGCCGUGCAGAGAACGCAAAGCCCGAUGCGAUGGCGGCCGACCCAUGUGUGCUACAUGUCAGCGCCGGUCGUUGAAGCCAGACCAAUGCGUGUACAAAGGAUUCGACGAUAAUGAAAAGUUUCUUCGCGAACGCAUCCGUGAACUUGAACAAGCCUGUGUAGAGAAUGGCAUCGACACCCACACCUUGAGAAAGUCAUCAUGGCAUGGCAGAGACACAGCCCAACUGCUUGCCAAUGAUGAAUCGUCUCCUCACGGGCCUUUGACUCACUUAGAUUCGCCCGCUUAUCAUAAUGAACCUAAUCCGAUGAAUCCAACUCCAUCCGCGACAAGCUCCGCUGGUGUGACGGCAAUGGGAACGAUUGCCGACGACAGCGGCCUCGCCAAUCUGUCUGAGAUAUCUCAGGAUUUCUAUGGCGGGUCAUCUGCUGCUUCGUUUCUGCAUGAAACAUGUCGCAAUAUGAGUUUACGUUCUAUUCAAAGAGUCCCUGCGAAACGAGCAGUCCGAGAUGUCCUGCCUACUCAAUUCCGAUUCGCAAACGUGGCCAAGUUCCAACUUCCACCUCGUUCACUGGCAGACCACUUGAUUGAAUGUUAUUUUGAGCGAGUUUACUACCUGUAUCCCUUUUUCGACCGUCCAGCCUUUGAACAUGCCUACAACUCCUUAUGGCAACCAGCUAGUGUGGCAACCAACGCGCCAGAUUCGUUUCGAGACGUAGGCAUUGGUAGUCCAACUGUUGGCGAUUCAAAAACAGUGGUAUUUCAUGCUGCUCUCAACGCUAUAUUCGCUCUGGGUUGUCCCUUCUCGAAUCUACCAGCAUCGGAAAAGGUAACCUCCGCCGAAGUCUUCUUCAGUCGGUCCAAGAGUCACUUCAGUUUUGAUCUGCUCGAGUUGCAUAAUAUAGGUGUUGUUCAGGUUCUGCUUCUAGUUGCACAAGCUCUACAAGGGACGUCAUUCCCAAAUAGAUGUUGGAACGCCGUUGGGGCCGCCUACCGUAUCGCUCUUGCUCUUGGCCUUCAUACAGAUCCGCCUUACUCGGAGGGCGAAUCUCACGACAAGGAGAUUCGGCGGCGAACUUGGCAUGGGUGUAUCAUAUUGGAUAUGCUUGUGAGCAUGACGUUCGGUCGGCCAAACAUUACGGCUGGUCUGUCUUCCUCACAGGUACAAGAGACCACCACACUAGACAUGUCUUUCAAGGAUGACUAUGAAAAGCUAAAGGUCGCGUUUCUUGCUCCUUGCGCUCGUCUAUCCCUAGUUUUGAACCAGAUCUUGUCUCAGGUCUAUCUUUCGUCACCACGUCGUACCGGAAAUAGUGGUAGUCAACAUUCUCCCAUUAGUAGAGACACUAUUGCCAAUCUUGAAAAGCAAUUGGACAUAUUUGAGAAUAGUCUCCCAUUACCAUUAUCGUGGAGAAUGAGUGAAGCCAAAGGAAAGGGCUGGGACAGCGGGCAUCGCGUUCUUGAGAUGCAAAGAAACGUCUUGCAUGCGAGGUUCAUUUACGCUCGACUAUUACUAUAUCGCCAACUGUUCACAAGAGCAUUAGCAUCAAAUACUCACAAGCCCCAGGAUACGCCAUCAACGGAUAAGUCUUCUGCUCAACAGCCACUGGACGUGAUACUACAACAGUCAUUUGAGACAGAGUGCGCAAAGCGUUGCAUCCAUUCCUCUGUUGAGCUGAUUGAGCACAUACACUGCACAUACAAGACCAAAGAAACUGGGGCAUGGUGGUGGAAUGGCCUGUAUGCAUGUACGUCUGGUCUUAUUCUCAUUUUGUCACGAAGCUGUCCGGAGACGCUAUGCGCGCUCAGCCCACGAGAGUUUGAUGAAUCGUGGAACCGGUGUCGUGAGAUUCUCGAGGCCCUGGGUACGAUGAGCGCAUCAGCUCGAGCUUCUUUGGAGCUCUUGACGAGAGUUCAUUCCUAUAUACACUCUCAAAACGCAGAUAAUGUGAGAAACAAAGAUGAUGUUCCUCGAGAUGGGGCAGAGGGUACAGAUGUCGAGGGCCAGAGUGUAGACAACGCCCACAUCUAUGACAAUUUAAAUCUUUACGGUAUGGCCCCAUGGGAUGGCACAGACGUAGCCGGUCCGUUCUUUUACAGCUGGGACAUAUUGGAUAGCUUUUCUCUUGACGUAGAAAAUGGAGGAGGUUUAUGA